AUGAUUUGGAGGGUUGUACUGUUACAUUUCCUCUCCAUAUCCACAACAUGCGCGAUUGUACUCCAAAUAAGAGAAGAACCGGGUGCAAACCCAACAGCAGUCAUUCAUGUCGACACUAGUCUUCCAGCCUCCGAUACCCCGAUAGCUACAACAUCGAAUUCUGACGAGACAAGUUCCUCAUCCGAUGCGGCUCCCUCACCUAGCACGGAAGCAUCUGAGAGCGGAUUCCCAGUCUAUCUAGUUGUCACAUCCGAACCCCCUGAUGUCCUUGGCAUCGGAAAUGUGAGCGGGUUUUAUGGACCAGGAAGUUGGGCAGCAUGGUUCAUCUCAAUCGUGGCUUCAUGGGGACGGCUCAUACGAGCCUCAGAAGAGAGAUUUGAUCCAAAUACGUGGUUAUUUCUGCUUGGCACCAACUGGGCUGCAGUUGGUCUUUUUCGUGGAAUCCGCAUGGCUCAAAGCAUCCCGCUUGACUCCUUGACCUACGAUGCAGAUUUGGGCAGCUUGAAAGGCUCCAUUGGGGCGGCAUUUACUGUUACUUUUUGGGGAAGUUUUCAUAGCUCGCUGCAGUAUCUCCUUACAAUUAUGUUAUUUGAUACCCUAGAGCCUCGACGAUAUCGGUUGUGGACACUCUUGCUCGGAAUGAUAUUGCCCUCCCUCGCGCUCAUGCACUCAGCUGCUCCUAUCAGAACGAUGAACGUGCCCGCGCUAUACUGGCAAGCAAUAAACAGCGGGGCCUACGACCUUAAUUUGAUUGUUGCUGCUGGCACUCCAUAUUUUAUCAUGCCAUUCUCUGUAUGGCUGCUCUGGUAUUUGGAGAUAUCAUUGUUACCAAGCGUGUUCUCUGAAACACUGAAACAGGCAUUCAACAAAGUGAUAACAUCGAGAAUGGUGGUAAAAGUGCUGCGUCUUUUUGCCUUUGUAUCAUUCUUUGUGGUGCCGAUCUCGAUCAUCAUGAUCAAUGUUACAGACGAUCCAAGAUGGUGGAUUGGACUAUUACCAAUAGCUCCGCUUUAUCUUUAUUUUCUCUUGCUUGCAUUUCCAUUGUUUUGGAUUGUUUUGGCUGGAUGUGCGAGUGCUUGGUAUGCUUUUGUUGCUUAUGUGACUCGCAGUGUCAAGGCAUCACAGUCAUGUUUCUUCAUGCCAUGUGCUCCCCAGUCGAUUAACGAAGAGGAUCAACUGUUUGCUUUAUUUGCUGGUCUCUUGGUUUUUAUUGGAUGGGAAAUUAUUCCAAUUAUUGUGAAAGAAUUCCGAAAACGCUAUAGAGACCGGCGAGAGUUUGUUCGGGAUAUGGAAGAGCGAAUGAGGGACCUUGAAAUGAGGCGGGCAUUGCAGCGGAGGUUCGGUUGGGAAGGAUCCAGUACUUGGAGCAAUUGGGGGCGAGCAGAUUGA
This is a messenger RNA of Penicillium vulpinum, 1389 nucleotides long. RefSeq lists its product as uncharacterized. Bases 1 to 1389 code for a protein of 462 amino acids. The transcript has a single exon. The record is from RefSeq and is a predicted model, not a curated record. Lineage: Eukaryota; Fungi; Ascomycota; Eurotiomycetes; Eurotiales; Aspergillaceae.